Pezoporus occidentalis (night parrot) is the source of this 1059-nucleotide messenger RNA. RefSeq names its product complement C1q B chain (gene C1QB). The record is from RefSeq and is a predicted model, not a curated record. The transcript is spliced from 3 exons. The coding region runs from base 161 to 895 and encodes 244 amino acids. Gene Ontology annotation, molecular function: protein binding. Lineage: Eukaryota; Metazoa; Chordata; Aves; Psittaciformes; Psittacidae.
GCAAAAAGGGUAGGAGCUAAAGAUAAAAAAGGGAUGUGGCCCAGAUCCUUUUGCAAUAACCCUUCCAGCAAACUUCUGCUUCUCCUCCUAGGCAUUUCCAAGCAGGACGCUGGUGUGUCCUGCCCCAUCUCCCCAUCUGUGCAACGAGAACCUCAAGCAGAUGCAGACCCUGUGGGCGAUGCUGAUCUGUCUGGCCGGAGGGCAGCUUGCAAGUUCCACCCUCUGCAACACCUAUGGCAGCAUCCCAGGCAUCCCAGGGUCACCAGGACGGCCUGGAAGCAACGGCAGAGAUGGGGAGAAUGGCCUAAAGGGUGACCGAGGUCCCCCCGGCCAGGUGGAUCACGAAGGAGACAUGGGGGAGAAAGGAGACCCAGGACUACCAGGGUACCCUGGGAAGGUUGGCCCCAAGGGCCCCCCUGGUUCAAAGGGAUUACCAGGUCCUAUGGGACUCCCUGGCCUUCAGGGGGAUGCUGGUGACUACAAGGCCACCCUCAAGUCCGCCUUCUCAGCUGCCAGGACCAUCAGUCCCUACCCACGCCAGGAGCAGCCCAUCCGCUUCAACCGCAUCAUCACCAACGAGAAGGGCCACUACGAGAACCGGUACGGCCGCUUCCUCUGCCGCAUCCCCGGCAUCUACUACUUCACCUACCACGUCACGUCCAGGGGCAACCUGUGCCUCAGCGUGAAGAGGGGCCGGGGUGGCAGCAGGGGCGAGAAGGUGGUGACCUUCUGUGACUACGUGCAGAGCAGCUACCAGGUCACCACGGGUGCUGUGGUCCUCAAGUUGGCAGCCAACGAGUCCAUCUGGCUGGAGCCAACGGAGAAGAACUCCCUGGUGGGGAUAGAAGGCUCCGACAGCAUCUUCUCUGGCUUCCUCAUCUUCCCCGAUGCUUAGCCUCUUGAAGGUGCUCUGCAUCCUUUCUCCUGUAGCUGGCUGAUCCCUGCAGGGCUCAGGACUCCCCUGGAAAUCUGAAUCUUUGCUCCAGAUUUAGGGCCUUAAAGUACGUAGCUGCUGCUCUUGCACAUUAAAUGACAGCUCUUUGUGCUGCUGAUUCCUUC